AUGCUAUCUAGCACUUCUAUUCUCGAAUUUCCCAGCUUAAGAAAGACGCGUAGAUAUGGUGCAAAGGUAAAGACUGGGUGUCGAACAUGCAAACUUCGACGUGUUAAGUGCGAUGAAAGGAAGCCUGCAUGCGUGAGAUGUACGAGCACGGGCCGUAAAUGCGAUGGUUACGCCCAAGUUGCAGGCUUCAACCCCCAAGCUCUCGUCCCUACCCAAUCAUCCAGCUUCCGGAGUACUGUUCCGAUGCUAUCUGGUCUUGGCGACAGUGUUCUCUACCUGGAGUUCUACCAUCACUGUGCCGCCCCCACGCUUGCCAGCAACUUCGACCAUGAGUUCUGGUCUCGCAUAGUCCUCCAGAUGGCCCAAUCGGAGUCUGCUGUUCGGCAUGCUGUGAUUGCAUUGGGUUAUCUUGUCAAGACAGAGCCGGGUAACUUGAAGCAUGCUCGCUCUGUCUCUGCGAGCGAUAGCCGUAAGACUCUUCUCCUUCAUUACAACAAGGCGGUCCGAUGCCUUGUCCAUCGCAUGGCCGAGUCCUCAUACCCUAUAGAGGUUGGGCUGGUCACUUGUUUGCUUUUCAUCUGCAUCGAGUUCCUAAGAGGCGAUUACUAUACCGCGUUUACGCAUCUUCACAGUGGUCUCAAGAUCAUCGCCGAGUGGUGGCAGAGGCCCCAGAAUGCUUCGCAGAGUAGUUUACCAUCUCUACCGUCCUCUAUUGCGAUUGCGAAAACAGUGGCUGGCCCGAGUAUAAUUUCGGGUAAACUUAUUCCUAUGUUCAUCCGAGCGAUAGCGACUGGACUACUGUUUGGCGCCCCGUUCGAGCCGCUCCUCAAAAGAUUUUGCACACGCCCGCAGAUCCUCCAAGGCCGGCCUUUCACAAGUGUUCUGGAAGCCCAAUCCGCGAUCUAUGGGCUGCGAAAUGCGACUGUGAUUUUGGUCUCGGUAGUGACUCGGAAGGUCAUCUCGGGAACCAAACCAACGACGAAAGACUUGCAAUAUCAUGCCUACCUUCUUAGUUGCCAUGAUUCCUGGUUUCGGGCCUUGCGGAUCUUGGAACGCGAGGGGAAGUUGUCGAGAGAAGACAGCGUUGUAGCAAGCUCACUCAAAAUAUCACACUACUCUACUUACAUUGCCUUGGCGGGCGCCAUCGAUGCCCACCAAACCUCCUUCGAUGCGCAUAUCUCUAGCUUCAAAGCUUUGAAUCAUCACGCCAAGAUCGUGCUCGACUCCAUGAAUUUGCCCACUUCUUCUCCAUCCGCUUCCAAACAGGGAGCCGCUCACUUUACCUUUGAGAUCUCACUGAUUCCUCCGCUAUACUUCGCCGCGAUUCACUGUCGUUGUCCUGCCACUCGGCGUGAAUCAGUCUCUCUCCUUGCCAGGAAUCCGCCACGAGAAGCCCUCUGGGACCCUAAGCAGCAUGCUGUAGUAGCAAGGCGCGUCAUCGAGAUCGAAGAGAGAGAGGUUGAUCAGGAAACAGGCAGGCCAGUCCAAAGAACCCGGCUCGCGAGCGCAAAUAUCCAUGGAGAUAUGGACGAGAAUGGCGGAUUCUGGGUUAGUUUCACGUCGGCAUCUUGGAUGUUGAAGGGUAGGGUACCGCGAGAUCCUAGCCGUCGUCGGGGUCAUGGGAGCCCGAUGUGGCCGGAUUCGGAAUGGGACGAAUGGUUCGUAAUGUGA
This is a messenger RNA of Lindgomyces ingoldianus, 1671 nucleotides long. RefSeq lists its product as uncharacterized. Bases 1 to 1671 code for a protein of 556 amino acids. Gene Ontology annotation, biological process: regulation of DNA-templated transcription. The transcript has 5 exons. The record is from RefSeq and is a predicted model, not a curated record. NCBI's taxonomy places the organism in Eukaryota, Fungi, Ascomycota, Dothideomycetes, Pleosporales, Lindgomycetaceae. Gene Ontology annotation, molecular function: DNA-binding transcription factor activity, RNA polymerase II-specific; zinc ion binding.